AUGAGCGACGAGGAAACGAAAAAGAAUGCCUUGAACCAGGUUGAGUUCUACUUUGCCGACUCGAAUUUGCCGUUUGACAAGUUUCUCUUCUCGCAGACGCGCAAGGACCCGCAGGGCUGGGUGCCUAUAUCAAUGAUUGCCUCGUUCAAGCGCAUGCAGCCGAUUCGCGAUGCGAUUGGCGAGGCGGGCAUUGCCGACGCACUGCGCAACUCUGCUUCGUUGCUUGAGGUGAACGAGGCGGGCAGCCAUGUGCGCCGCACCAAGGAGCUUGUCCAGGUUCCGGACGUGCAUGCGCGCAGCAUUUAUGCCAAAGGGUUUCCGGAUGAGUACGAAAGCCUGCAGGGCGAACUCGAGUCUUUUUUUGCACAGUUUGGCAAAAUUAACGGCGUGCGUAUGCGCCGCGAGACGGAGGUGCCACGCAAGUUUAAGAACAGCGUGUUUGUCGAGUUUGCGAGUGCGCCGGAAAUGGCGACCUUUUUGAAAUCGGCAAGCGCCGAAAAUCCCGUCGAGGAUGGCGGGCACGGCAUUGCGUUCAAAGACAUCAAGCUUCAGGUAAUGAGCAAACCCGCAUACGUGGAGAUGAAGAUGAAGGAGAAGGGGAUCGACCCCAACAGCAGGUCUGGCAAGGGUCCACGCAAGUUUAACGCGUUCCGCGAGUUGGAGCGCGAGCGCAACAGCGGCAGCCACAAUGCCGGCGCUAGCCGCACAGAGCCGCUCGAGUUUGAGUACAACGGCAAGACGCUCACCACCCACCCCGAUGGCUCCAUCGAUGCGGAGCAGGUUGUUUUCCCUGCACAAAGUGUCUUGCGCUUCUCUGGCGCCGGCAAGGGCGGCAGCUGGAAAGAUUUAAAAGACACGCUUACUACAUUGCAUCCCACCUCGUUUGUAGAGUUUCCGGGCGACGCUGAGAGCGGCGCUGUAGGAUUCCGCGAGCCCGUCUCCGACUCCAAGCUCGAGGAGAUCAAAGGCAAAACAAUCACCGUGGGCGGGCAGCCGGUCGUGUGGGAGCGCGUCGAGGAGGACAACGCCAAGGACUUUUACGUCGAGCGCGCCAAGUUCCGCGCUAACUUUUUGCUCGACCGCCGUGAGGCCGAUCGAAGUGCGCCGCGCGGCGGGCGCGGUGGGCGCGGCCGGGGUCGUGGCCGCGGCGGAUUCCGUGGGCGUGGUGGCGACAAGCGCAAGCGUGACGCACCGCCUCAAGUCGGCGCCGCAAAGCGGUCCAGGAGCGAUUAG
Messenger RNA from Malassezia vespertilionis, 1233 nucleotides. RefSeq lists its product as uncharacterized. Bases 1 to 1233 code for a protein of 410 amino acids. The transcript has a single exon. Gene Ontology annotation, cellular component: nucleus. The record is from RefSeq and is a predicted model, not a curated record. Gene Ontology annotation, biological process: RNA processing. NCBI's taxonomy places the organism in Eukaryota, Fungi, Basidiomycota, Malasseziomycetes, Malasseziales, Malasseziaceae. Gene Ontology annotation, molecular function: mRNA binding.